This is a messenger RNA of Trichogramma pretiosum, 364 nucleotides long. RefSeq lists its product as uncharacterized. The record is from RefSeq and is a predicted model, not a curated record. The transcript has a single exon. Gene Ontology annotation, cellular component: mitochondrion. Lineage: Eukaryota; Metazoa; Arthropoda; Insecta; Hymenoptera; Trichogrammatidae. Bases 90 to 260 code for a protein of 56 amino acids.
UCUUUGCUGAUUGGAACCGUACUCAAAAGUGGAAAGCUUACCAAGCGGAGCAGGCACUCAAAUCAGAAAAUUUACUAGAGUAAAAAAACAUGGCUUUAAAAUACAACCUUUGGAAAGAGUAUGCCAUUUUGGUAUUUCCUUGGACAGGAUUUCUAACUGGGAAAGUAUUGAAUAAAUGGGAAGAUGAAAGAUUAUCACGCUUCAGAGAUAAAUCAGCUCUAUACGGUAAAGCAGUACCGCCUGAAAAACCUUCAUGGUGAUCAGUUUAUUUGUUAAAUUGCUGAUAGAGCAGUAAUAAUGGUGGAAUAUAAUUAAUAGUUUAUUUAAUUUUAAAAUAAAAUUAAUCAAAAACAUUAAAUGAAAA